Messenger RNA from Chondrus crispus (carragheen), 2073 nucleotides. RefSeq lists its product as hypothetical. The transcript has a single exon. Lineage: Eukaryota; Rhodophyta; Florideophyceae; Gigartinales; Gigartinaceae. Bases 1 to 2073 code for a protein of 690 amino acids. The record is from RefSeq and is a predicted model, not a curated record. Gene Ontology annotation, molecular function: protein binding.
AUGCUUAACACCUCCAUACACUGCCGAACUGCAGACGUGCAGUAUAGGCCGAUUGGAUGUCCCGUGCAGCUCCUCGGCAACGAAUCGUUUGGUGUCGGCCGCUUUCCUCGUUCCUAUGGAUCUUCGUUUCGGAAUUCUGAGCAACGAAGCCUCCCUGAGUCACUUCGAGCAGUUGUACCGAACUAUCUUUCAAGAGCGCAGAAAUGCAUCCCUACCGCAGCACUGUCCCGUACAACGCGAUUAGGGACAGAUGCCAUCGCUCCGGGGUGGUCUGCUUCUUUACAACACAAUACCAUGCAUAGCGACCCUCGAGUAAUGGAAGCAAACGAGCAUAAGUUGCCGACUUCGCGGGAGGUCGUCGGAAGUGCGAAAAGAAAUUCUACUAGCGACAUCGCGUCAGAACGGAGUCCAGGAAGAACAUUUGUAAGAGACAGAACGCCUGAAACGGGACGGAACAUCGUGAGAAGGGGUAGGCGCACCCCGCACCCUGCACGUGAUAUAUCCGCAGUGCGCGCUGCAACUCUGGGUCCUGCCAUCGUACUUCUCCGCGGCAACGAUCGAGAGCGGCGCAGGUUUAUGACAGAACUACACGCAGGUAAUGCCAAAUUGAGUAUCGAGCAAUUCAAUGAAAUCCUAUCGGCGAUGCUUCGCAUGAGACGAGUGCGAGACGCUGCUGCCUUCACCCAACUCUGGGAUCGAGAACCAUGGCUAAGUAUAUUACGCAAAGAUAAGGCUACCAAGUCAUACACAAUCAUGAUUGACGCUUACGGGAAAUGCAAUCAGCUUGCCCGAGCGUUUACUCUGUUUUAUACCAUGACUAGGGUGGGCCCCAAGCCGAACGUCGUCACAUUCAAUGCUAUGAUCGCUGCGUGCGCCCGUAACAACGAACCAAACAUGGCAUACGAAGUUUUUGAAGAGAUGCAAGCUUCACGGAUCGCCCCUGAUAAAUUCACAUUCGGCUCGCUCAUUGAUGCAUGUGCGAAGAGUGGACAGGUGGAGCGGGCGUUCGAAGUAUCGAGGCUAAUGGAUCAGAGUGGGGUCGUCAAGGACCAAACGAUUUAUUCUGCUCUUAUGGACGCCUGUGGUCGCGCGAAGCAGCUUGAUCGAGCGUUAUUGCUGUAUGAAGAAAUGAAGCGGAACGCAGUGUGGCCGAACCUUGUCACAUUUGCCGUACUCAUCGAUACAUGUGCAAAUGCCAGACGUCCUGAUAGAGCGUUUCAAUUGUUUUCAGAGAUCAAGCAUUGGGGCUUCCCACGUGCCAACGUGGUUGUGUACACCGCAUUGAUUGACGCGUGCUCGAAGGCUGGAUGGCCAGAGCGAGCGGAGCGAGUGAUGGCAAACAUGGUUGCAAACGGAAUUCGCCCCAACGAAAUCAGUUUUGGUGCCCUUAUGGACGGCUGGACGAAAGGAGGACAAAUCAAUCGCGCUUUUGAGAUCAUCGAGCGUAUGGUGAAUGUUCACGAUGUACUUCCAAACGCAGUCUUGGUCGGUGGACUAAUAGACGCCAGCCGGCGGCUGAACGAACCUGGCCGUGCCAAGCCCAUUUGGUCAGUAGUGAUGAAGUACAACAUUCGACCAUCGCGAACGUACUAUCCCCCUCUAAUAGCAAUGGCAGCUCGCAGUGGAGACCUUGAUGUUGCUUCUGCAAUAACGUUACAUGCGUACGCUCGGGGCUCCCUGCGACGAGUGGCGCUGAACAGUGAGAAUCCCACCCUUUAUGCGAUGGCAUGCGCGAUUGCGUACUUGUUGCAUUCAAUCCGAACAGAUACAAAGAGCAGCCAAGAAGUCAAAAAGCAGCACUUGAAUCGCCUUCGCGUUGUUUUCAAUUCCACUGCUAUGAGACCAGAUCAGCUCACACGGCUUUCACCGGAGGCAGCUUACCAAUGUUGUACGUCCUGGAAUCACACGGAUUCGAGACAGACGCGAACUGAACGGCGGUACAAUGGUUCCCCAAGAGAAAGAAGCCCUGCUAUGAGGCGGACGGUCGGGAAGUUCACUGGAAGGGGACAGCAGAGAACGAACGCAAUGAGGAAGCAAAACCGCUCCGAAGUCGAUAGGACGACCAUGGGGUAA